AUAAUUGCCAUUGGUAAUAACGCACGUUUUUCCAUAGAGUUCUGUACAGCUUCAGGCUUUUGUACAGCUAACAUACCGUACACGGUGUUAAUGUUAACGCAAACCAGCUGGUCAAGUUAAAAAAGGACAAUAAGAGACCGAAUACGAGAUUGAUAUUCAUAAUCUAUAAAAAGGGAGAGCUAAUUUCUUCCCCCUGAGUACCAGGUACAAUUUGUUUUGAGACAGAAGUUCUAUCGCACAGAGAGGGAAACGAAGGAAACUUGAAAAUGACGGACGAAAUUCAGGUCCAGGAGGAAGAUAAUGAAGCGAUCUUUGAUCCAUCCAUGAAGAAGAAAAAGAAGAAGAAGAAGACGCCCUUUGACCUAGAUGCUGCCCUUGGUGGUGAAGCACAGAAUGAUGAAGCUGAAGCUGAUGCUGAUGCAUCGACAGAGAAUGUUGAUUCAGGGACCAAACCAGCUGAGAAGGAGGCGGAAGGAGAUGGAGAGACGACGACAAAGAAGGAGAAGACAUCCACAGAUAAUUUCGAUGAUCUUGAUCUAGAAGAUUUCACAGCCAUGAAGAAGAAGAAGAAAAAGAAGAAGACAGCUUUUGUCAUGGACGGUGUGGAAGCCGCCUUGCCAGAAGUGGAUGACAGUGCAAGCAAGGAGCAAGCUGAAGAAGAUGUUCCCAUGGCAACGGAAGAGAUGCCAGACAUGGAGGAUCUCGAUAUCACAAAACAGAAGAAAAAGAAAAAGAAAAAGAAGAAGCGAAUCGAGGACAUGGAAGGAGAAGAUACCGUUGAUGCUGUUAUUAGCAAAGAAGAAGAUAAUUCAGAAUUAAAGGACACGAGUGGUACAACGUGGGUAGGAACAGAGCGUGAUUAUACAUAUGACGAGUUACUGACGAGGGUGUUUGACAUCAUGAGGUCUAAGAAUCCUGACAUGGUAACGGGAGAGAAGAAGAGGUUUGUUAUGAGACCGCCUCAGGUCGUCAGGGUCGGAACAAAGAAGAGCUCCUUCGUCAACUUCACUGAAAUUUGUAAAAUGCUUCAUCGACCUACAGAGCAUCUUCUCAACUUCCUAUUAGCUGAGUUGGGUACAAGCGGGUCAAUCGACGGAAACAACCAGCUUAUCAUCAAAGGUCGCUUCCAACAAAAACAAAUGGAGAGUGUUCUGAGGAGAUAUAUCAAGGAAUAUGUAACCUGCCAUACGUGUAGAUCAUCAGAGACCUUCCUACACAAAGAGAAUCGACUCUUCUUCUUACAAUGCGAGAGGUGUCAGUCACGCUGUUCUGUCGCUAGCAUCAAGUCAGGUUUCCAGGCCCUUACAGGCAAAAGGGCACAAUUACGUGCCAAGGCAAACUGAAAGGGUUUUUCGUGUUUAUAUGUAAAAAGACCUUCUCUUUAUAACAAUGUUGUUCUUUACUGUAUGCAUAGAUAGAUAUGUUACAAUGAUAUUGGUACGCAUCAUGCACGGGCCAGAUGGACAAUUACUCAACCCUGUUUUCACAAUUCCCACUUUCUCUUUUUUUUCUAUUGGGUAGUAAUGAUAAUUUUGUCCUUCUACUUGUGUUUAUUUAUCCAUGAACCCUUAUCUUCUAAGUAAUUGUUCUUUGUUUAGUAUGUGUUCCCUUCAGAAUGUUUAAUUCAGUCUGAAGCUUGCACAAUUUGUUCUUUUAUUGGUGUUAACACUUUUAUGGCCGAAACCUUCAAAUACGUGUCACCAAUGAUCAUCUCCAGAGGCAGGGCAAUGAAAAAAGUCUUUAUGAGAGAUGCUUAACGGUUAAUAAACAUGUCUCUAAAAAGACGGGAAUUUAAAGGGUUAGUUAGCCCAGUGCAUGCUAUGUUUAUCAUUUGUUCUGUGUAUACGUCACCCUGUAUUUUAGUGUUUUGUCUGUUCUUUUGAACCUUUCACGAUUCUCUCUUGUUAUGAAUAUAUUCACUUUUAGCUUGUCACAUUUUUUUUGUUUUUUGUUUAACCUGACUGCUAAGAAAGCAUGUGUAACUAUGCUUGUAAGUGAGCAGCCAGGGGACCCACAGCUUUAAGUCUUCUCCUGGGGACUUGGUAAUGAAGAUUAAUGCCUUACCAAAGGGCACUGUGCUUCGAACCCUGGACCUCCCGGUUAUGAGACCACUGCUCUACCACUGAGCCUUCCCGCCUUCCUGUAUGGAAACGCCAAAUUAAACAAAAUUGAAUUGAUUAUUCAAAACUACACAUUGGAAGGGAUGUCUCUUGAACUUUUUCUGAUUAAUUUUGUAACAUGUCAGAUAAAGAGCAAUCUCUUAUUGUCUCCUUCUCAUAUUAUUCUCAUACACUGUUUUUCCCAGAGGAAACAAUCUACCAAAAUGUUUGGAACAACACAUUUUGAAUUUUUAUAAAUGGAUUCAAUAUCGGUACUUAAAACAAUCUGCAAUUUAGUUUGUGCUAGAAUUUUGAUUUGAUUAUUGAAUUGAUUUGACAAACUUACAAAUUGUAUCUUUGAUAUAAAAUCAGAGAUUCUUUGCAAACAAAUCUGUGUAGAAGUUUUUGAUUUGGAAUGACCGACUCUAUCCCUCUAGUUAAGUGAACACAAUUGCAAGCAAAAUAUUACACUGCAUGUAUAUUUACAAUUACCAGUACAGAAUAUAACAAAUCAAUUCCCUUUUCAACCUUGUGUUUGUUUCUCGUUAUUCAAGAUUAUUAUCUAAAUGAAUGAAGAGAUCAUAACAAUGUCAAUAUUUUUGUAUGCAGUAUGAUGUGGACACAUGGAUAUACAUUUAUCUUCACUGUUGGCAUAAGGGUGGAUCAUUUUGCUUACCUUUUUCAUGAAAUGAUUGUGACAAUAUGGUUUAUUCCUGAUAGAUGAAAAUAUAUAUCUUCUGAAAACUUUAUUGCUCAAUGUAAAGAGUAAUGGAUAAAUAAAGUUCUGAGAAGAAAUAAACUUUAUUUGUCAAGGAUAAAUCAUAAUUUUAAUUAUUCAUGAAAAAAGGUAAGAAAAAUCAUUGAAACUUUUUUGGCAACAAUUUAUCAUAAAGGGUGGUUUGUUUGUACUUAAUAGUUGAAAUAAUUACCAGCCCUGUACCACAUACAUUCAUUUAGUUCAACUUUCUGAAGAAGAGCUUACAGCAGGAAGAAAGUGUGUACUUCUAGUGUAUUCAAAUACACACAAACUCUCACAUUUAAUAUUUGGUGAGUUAAAUGUAAAAGAUAAUUCUUUUAUCAGAAGUUUUAUUCUGUAGAAAAAGCUUAAUCAGGUAUCAGAACACAAUACCUCUCACCAUUAUUGAUGAAGAACGCAAAUUAAGUACAAGAAGUUUUCUUUCUUCAAAUGGGUGGUGUAACUAUUGUUCACCUCAUCCUCCUCUAAAUAUUCUAAUGAGAUUUGAGUGAGCAAGUGUGUUUUACCACUCGGUCAUAUAUAUUUUUGACUUUCAUUUUCAGAGAUCCAACAUCUUUUGCCUUUAUAACAGAUUGUGUUGGUAGAGAACGUUGCCUUUUUCUUAUCCUGAGUUGACCCGAGUUUCAUUCCAUAACAAUUUUUGUUCUCAUUUGAAAGAAUUGUGAAUCAAAUCAAUCAUGAUGUGAUCUUGAUAGAAUGAUUAAAUUUUGAAGAGAUUUCAAUUGGA
This is a messenger RNA of Strongylocentrotus purpuratus (purple sea urchin), 3583 nucleotides long. RefSeq names its product eukaryotic translation initiation factor 2 subunit 2 (gene eif2s2). Lineage: Eukaryota; Metazoa; Echinodermata; Echinoidea; Camarodonta; Strongylocentrotidae. Gene Ontology annotation, cellular component: eukaryotic translation initiation factor 2 complex. The record is from RefSeq and is a predicted model, not a curated record. The transcript has 8 exons. Gene Ontology annotation, biological process: translational initiation; formation of cytoplasmic translation initiation complex; formation of translation preinitiation complex. Bases 267 to 1343 code for a protein of 358 amino acids. Gene Ontology annotation, molecular function: mRNA binding; translation initiation factor activity; translation initiation factor binding.